Paramecium sonneborni is the source of this 729-nucleotide messenger RNA. NCBI's taxonomy places the organism in Eukaryota, Ciliophora, Oligohymenophorea, Peniculida, Parameciidae. The record is from the annotation of a GenBank genome assembly.
AUGAAGUUUUCCAGAUCUACUUCCACUCAUCUAACUAAUCUAUCAUUUAGAUCAAAUCAUAUUACUACUAUCUAAACUCCAUAAAGUAAUUCCAGACUUACACAAGUCAAUUCCAAAAUUGAAGAUCUCUUAAAAAAAUCUUAAACUACAUUCAUCAAAACAGAUAUUAAAUAUCAAUAAUUAGAUAACAAAUUAACAAAAACUAAUUCCUAUGCAUUAGUACUUGAGUAAAUCUAAAGAGAAAAAAAACAACUUUUAACCAUAUUAUUAUAGAAAGAUGGAAUUAUUAGAGAAUAAUAAAACAAAAUAACAUAAUUAGAUUUGUAAAAUAAGAGUCUUAUUAAAUAAUUAACUUAAUUUAAUAAUAUUCAACCUGAAAUGGAUAAAUUAGAAGAAUAAUGUUAACUAAUUAUUAGAGAUAAUGAAUAACUGAAAUAUGAAAAAAAUUAAAUCCAAACUUCUCUUAAUUAUCUUAAAUGUUAGAAUUUAUAAAUUAUAAGUAAUGAAAUUCGAAACUCAUUAUAACAAUUGCAUCAAUAAAUAAAAAAACACUAUUUAAAAAAUUACAAAGAUGAUUACUAUAGUUUAUAGUUAAGUCGAAUAUAACUAAAAAUGAAUGAUUUAGAUUUCUAUACCAUCUUACGAGAUUGUUUAGAUAGCAUACUCUAUAUGGUUAAAAACACAGAUAGUUCAAUCGAGAAUUUAAUAAUAAAAAAUGUUAAACCUUGA